Molecule: messenger RNA, 966 nt
Organism: Pyricularia grisea
Lineage: Eukaryota; Fungi; Ascomycota; Sordariomycetes; Magnaporthales; Pyriculariaceae
Exons: 1
Coding region: 1-966 (321 amino acids)
Molecular function (GO): protein binding
Source: RefSeq, a predicted model, not a curated record
AUGUUCAAGCGCUCUUUCCGGUCCAAAGACGCCGGAGUCAGCGGCGGCAUGGACACGCAACAUCGCGUGGACAAGUCGUCGAGGUUGACGAGGAAAGGAGGUGCCGGUGCCGGUAGUUCGAGCUCAGGACGGGAUCAACAGAAGCUGUCGAAACUACAAAGGUCGUUCUCAACCAAGAAGGAGGAACCUGCGCGCGCUAGCGCCAAGUCCCUCGCCCCCUCACCCAUAGUCACGCUAGCCGUGGGCGAGGAAGGACGACUCUUUGCGGCGCACGAGGAUGUUCUCUGCCAGAGCCCUUUCUUCGAAGAGCUCUGCAGAGGUCAGUACCUUGAGUCGCAGAGCAAGAGAAUUUCUUUACCGGAGGAGGAGCCGGAAGUGUUUUCCGGCGUGCUGGAGUACCUCUACAAGGGCGAUUACUACCCCCGCUUGCUUCACAACAAGCACCGAAACUCUUGGGAACUCGAGGAUUCCAACGCAACAACAUCACGCCGAACCACACCGCAAACUUCCCCCAACCCCAACGAAAACAACCGAGGUGGCCGCGCGAGCGGCGGUGGCAACAGCUACCAACCAGUCGAGGCGACCGUCUAUGUGGCCGGUGAAGGGCAGCACGUGCUGCGCGACACGGCCAUCUACUGCGCGGCAGGGCGGUACGGGCUUGAGGAGCUCCAGCGGUUGGCGUUGCGCAAGCAGGGCCUCCAAUCCGGCAUCGACGUCGGCACCAUCCUCAGGUCAGCCCGGUACUGCUACGCGCACACGCCCGACUCAGACAGCCGCCUGCGCGCCCACUACCUUGCGCUCAUCAUCCGAUGCAGGCGCACUUUCAAACGGAGCGGCACCAUGCAGGCCGAGAUGGAGCGCGGCGGAGAGGGCUCCAAGAUGUUUUUCGACUUGUUUGUCGCCAUGUGCAACCACCUCGACGAGGUCAUUGAGGACGGCAACGCCGGUUCCCCGAGGCUAAUCUGA